Messenger RNA from Hymenoscyphus albidus, 1695 nucleotides. NCBI's taxonomy places the organism in Eukaryota, Fungi, Ascomycota, Leotiomycetes, Helotiales, Helotiaceae. The record is from the annotation of a GenBank genome assembly.
AUGCGUCUCGCUCUCCUCCUCCCCCUCCUCCCCAACAUUGCCACAAGCUUGAGCUCUGCCUUUAGUAUCGUCGAUUCCCAAGUGCAAGUGCCCCUCCUACUCGAGCCCCUCGGCGAGGACCAGAAGGCCAAUGCCCAUCCCAUCAAGACGAACGACAAUGCCAAAUUACAGAACCUUCUCGGUGCGCUGGACGUGCUCGAGGACGACUAUUUUGCAACAUGGCAAGGUGUAUGGCCGACUGGAAUAGAUUGGACAUCUGCGGUCAUGGGAACCUUUGUUUCGUCGGCUCUUAGUACCAUUUCAAAAUCCCUCCACCAUGAUGAAAACCUGGUCAACAAGUACUUCACCCAGCUCAUCGCCUUCUACUUUGGCCAGGAUGCCUUUGGUCUGCGAGGGGAGGCAUAUGAUGACAUACUCUGGGUGGUAUUGGGCUGGUUGGAGACGAUCAAAUUCAUUGACAUACAGCAGGGUCGUCAUUUGGCCACGGCCUCGUCACCCUGGUAUGGGUCAAUUUGGAAGCCAGUAUUCGCACAUCGCGCUCGUGUCUUCUGGGACCUGGCAUCGCAUGGAUGGGAUGUGACGCUCUGUCGUGGGGGAAUGGUAUGGUCUCCGUACCUGGAACCUUACAAGAACGCUAUCACGAACGAGUUAUACAUUUCGGCCUCGAUUUCCAUGUACCUCUAUUUUCCCGGCGACGACAACGCCUCGCCCUUCUCUUCGCAUGUAUCUUCGCCCCUUCAGGCCCUUUCGAAUGCUACUAUCCCUCUAGCGAUUCCUCGAGACCCGAAAUAUCUAGCAGCUGCAAUUGAGGGAUACAAAUGGCUAAAGGCAAGUAACAUGACGGAUGCACAAGGGCUGUACGUGGACGGGUACCAUAUUUCAGGUUGGACAAAAAACAACACGAAUGGCAACACAAAUUGUGAUUCGCGGAAUGAGAUGGUGUACACCUACAACCAAGGAGUCUUGCUCUCAGGCCAACGUGGAUUGUAUGAAGCAACUGGCGCAAAAUCAUACCUCGAGGACGGUCAUCAGCUUGUUACGGAUGUGAUCUCCGCUACGGGAUGGGAUUUGGAUACGCAAUCACCAAUUCAAGACACAGACGAAAAUGGAGUUGGAAUAUGGCAUGGUCUUGGUCGAAGCGGGACUCUCGAAGAAGCGUGCGAUGUCGCUGGAGAUUGCUCCCAGGACGGUCAAACGUUCAAGGGGAUAUUCUUCCAUCAUUUUACCCGUUUCUGCGAGCCUCUUCCAGAACGACUCAUCCUUCAGGGUAGGACUAGUAAUGAUGGAUCCCUUGAGGAAGUGCGCAAAUACCACGCGAAGGAAUGCGCGAGUUAUGGAUAUUGGAUCAAGCACAACGCCAAAGGUGCUCUCAGCACACGUACCAAAGAAGGAAAAUUCGGGAUGUGGUGGGGAGCGCCGGCUUCUACCAACGCAACACAGAACAUGGAAAAUGAGCUACCAGAUCAAGCAGUUGAUUACCGAAAUCUUGGGGCUCCAAAAACGUGGAAAGGCAGACCCAUCACGCCCAAUCUUCACCCUCAAAAAGAGGAAGCCAAAAAUGCGAUCAGUGAACAGAAAUCUGCGCUUGGAUCCUCGGAUCUGAAUGAUAGAGGAAGAGGUCGUACGCUUGAGACCCAAGGUGGUGGACUCGCGGUUUUGAGAGCUAGAUGGGAACUUGUAGAUAGAGAUGAUUGA